AUGGCAAACUUAAACGACGCAUGCGUUUGUCCUGUGUGCUUGGCAGCUCUCCAAGAUCCUGUCAUUCUUAACUGCGCUCACAAUCUUUGCUUUGAGUGCGCCUAUGAAAUUAUAGAAGUAAACUGUUUGCAAGAAAAAGAGGUGAUCAAUAAAUAGUCGAAAAUUUUCAUCUGUCCAGUCUGCCGGAAGUGCACUUUUCUCAAGUCUUUUUCUUCCAAUUGCCUUCCGAGAAACCAAAUUGUUCAAGCAAUCUUACAUAGCAGCGAGUCUCUACAAAACUCUACCACAAAUAAAUGUCAAGCUUGUGGGAAUUCAGAAAUUUACUGUAAUAUGUGUAACAAUUGCAAGGUGAUGCUGUGCUCUGGUUGUGCAGAAGCUCAUAUUUCAGAUGAAAUGUAUUCAGAUCAUAUAUAGAGAUUUCCUCUAUAUAGCGCUGAAAGCGCAGACAUUUUCCCAGGAGCUUUCCAAGUUCGUCGGACCAAAUCGCUUUUUGGUCCGACCAAGGCAUUGAUUUGGUGCAACCAACCGAUAAAUUCCGAUCAGAAUUUAUCGGCCUUACAGCGCCAAACAUAGGAAACUUCUAUAAUUAGGUCCAAUGCUAAUGAAGAUAGUAGGACUUGCAUUGAGCAUAAUCUUGAUGAGGAUUUGUUUUGCAUGGACGAUAAAAUCAGCUGCUGCACAGUUUGUGCUCAAAAUCCCAGUGUUCAUGCAGGCCACUCAAUAUACACAAAAGAGCUUGCACGAACUAAACUCGCUGCAGCUGCAAUUGAAACUAAAAAACUGAUUCCAUUAUUAGAGAAAAGAGUUGAAAGUGCUAAAAGAUCUGUGCUAGUUGAGUUAAACCAAGCAGAGUCUAAUGAUGAAAGUGAUGGAAUUUUAAGUCCUCAAAAAGAGUCAGGGCAAGAUGAAAUCAGUGACUGGAAAAAAAAUUCAAAAAUUAUGAAAUCAUAUCUAGAAACAAAUUUAAAUUUAAUUGAGCAGGUCGAAAAACUGAUCCCCAAUCUGUAUCGAUUUAAUGAUAAUUUAGACCUUAUAAGCCAAGCCCACAAAAUUUCUAAGCUAUCUGCUCAGUUUUAUAAAAAUUUCCCACAAGAUGUUUUAUUCCACAUGCCUAAGGGGCCAACAUUGAACGGAGUCUAUGACUCACUGUCCUUCCUCGAACUAAACAGCCCUAAAACUAUUGAAUCUUCCCAGCUUUUCUAUUUAAUUCGAGGAAGUCGUGACUAUUUUGUGUAUGAUUUCAGAAAAAAUGAGUUUCAAAAGAAAAUGAUCCAAGACACAACUUUGGAAGUCCCAAGGUGAUCUUGCUUUGUCCAGCUGCCUAACGACUAUGUCUUGAUUAUGGGUGGAAAGGCAAGGAAAAAUAGCGGUGCCAAACAAACUGCAUUUUUCCUAGACCCUGCAACCGGAUCUACAUAUGCAGCUCCUUCUAUGAUUAAUGGGCAUUCAUCCCACGUAAGUCUGCUUGUGGAUGGGAUUGUCUAUGUAAUUUCAGGGAAAAAUGAAAAUAAUUUGACUGCAACACAAUGCGAAGCAUUCAUGCUAGUACUAAUAAGAUUACGCUUAUUCAAGCCUAUUUUCUUUCAGUCUUAGUGUGGAUUUACAGUCCUGAGUAAUAGUAGUAAGAUCGGCCUGUGCGUUAAGCUGUCCAUGUCUGAAAAUCCCUUAAGGCCUUUCUACCCACUCCAGACUCAUUUUGAAUCACUUCUCUUCACGCCAUGACAUAAAAUUCUCUUACUGAGUUCGGCUGUAGGACGUGGUCCUAUCCCUAACUGUCAUUUUAAAUUGUGAGAAGCAUUAAACUUGUCUACAAUGACAUGAAAUUCAAUUCAAAAUAUAAAUUUAGGACGAACCUGUCCAGGAGGAGCCAGUGUGGGGAAAAAAAUUUAUAUAUUUGGGGGUUACCAGCAGACAGUCAAUAACACAGUAGAAAUGUAUGAUAUUAGCCAGGACACAUGGACUUUACUCGCAGUUUUGCUGCCUGAAAGACUGUGGCAGCAUGGCUGCUACGGCAUAAGUAAUAAUAAAAUCCUGAUUUUCGGAGGAGAAGGACCCUCAGAUGAGCCUCACAGGGUGUCUUAUUUAUAUGACAUAAAUUCUGAAGAAUUUCACAGCUGCACUCCUAUAAUAACUACUUCAUCUUGACUUUUCUUUUGGCUACAUAUUAUCAGGCGAGGGCAUUUGCUGUUCUCAAUAAACAAAGAAAAAUGCGUAAUUUCUUAUAACAUAGCAAGCAAUGAAUGGAAUACUUAUAAAAUCUAA
Messenger RNA from Blepharisma stoltei, 2262 nucleotides. Lineage: Eukaryota; Ciliophora; Heterotrichea; Heterotrichida; Blepharismidae. The record is from the annotation of a GenBank genome assembly.